GUGUGUUUAUAUCAUAGGUGAAAAUCUCAGAGAUGGUUAGCCAACACGCAAUGGCUACGACAGUUCGUAAAGUUAAACAUGAAAAUCGUCUAAGGAGACAGAAUCAAACGCAAGAUGAAGAAGCGAUAUACAAGACAGCAUCAUCACUUGUGCUCAAGUCAAUAUCGAAUAAUCAUAUAAACCUGGUAGGAGGUUCAAAGCAGACACCUCGAAACGACAACUGUAGUAAUAACAAUCAAGAGAGAAAUAAUUCUCACAACUGUGUAGUCCAGCAGGCAGAAUUUGGACUACAACAGUUGGAUCACAGAAUGCCACCUCUCUAUGGGGAGGAGCAAUCUCCCAAUCAAAACCAACAAAAUACCAAUCUUCAGACUCACAGCAAUAAAUUUCCGAUUGAACGGGAAGUUGUAUUAACAUCGAUUGACAAGAAUAAUAAAAUUCCAAUUCUAAACGAGUACAAGCAGAGAGCAGCAGGUCGUGUUGCUAUUGCACCUGACGCCCCCAUCAAGCAACAAGCCUGGAUCCAAGAGGCUAACUUGCAAGUCCAGGUUGUGGAUCAACGACAGGAUGGUCAUCCUCAUGUUGGUCAAAACCAAGAAAUUUAUUCAUCCGUUUCAACUGGAGCUGUGCCAAGAAUUCCAAAAUCUGAAGAAGAUCGUUCAAAAUCUUUGUCGAAAACUUACCACACAAUUAAAGAGAUGAUUUCCAGUCGAUUUGGCCCGUCUCGUAAGGACAUUGAGCCGGAGAUUGAGGUUAGCCUCAACAACGUAACAGAGGAACUAAGAAAAUCCAAUAAGAGUAUUGACGAGGAUGAAGCAAAAAAGAAAGAAAGCAUUUAUGGUAAAGCCAAAAGCCAUGAUACUCAAGUGACUUCAAUGAAGCUUCAACAACAACAGCAACAACAUUUUACCAACAACACUUACAACCAGCAAUACAAUCACACAUACUAUCAAAGCUCUUCGACACAGCAAAAUGCUAUUUUGCCAGGUCAACAUCAAACUAAUACACCAAUUCAACCAAGUCUUCCGGGACAGUCAGCUCAACUUCAUGUCAGUCACAUCACCCCACCAGCUGGCGUUCAAACAGUCCAUCAAACGCAGGUGUCUCCCUAUAACCCACAAAUACCCGGACGAAAUGAAUAUGUUAUUCAGACUCACAGUGGGAUACCUCAACUUCAAAACCCUCCUCUUGGUAAGCAUGGACUACCAAUGCAACCAGUGACAAACCUGAAUCAAAAUUAUCCAGCAUCUCAACAGCUAAUCCAUCAAAGUCCACGGUUUUCUCACAAUCAACAUGUCCAGAACAUGCAUCAAAGGCAGUUGAUUCAACAGAUGCAACAACAACAACAACAACAACAACAGCAGCAGCAUCUCGGAGCCUCUCAACCUAGUCCAAGAACUGCCAUGAGGACUCAGCAACAGCAGCAGUUUCCAAGUGGAUUGUCUUAUCAGCAGUAUCAGCAAGCCCGUCAGACUAUCUCGAGGUCGCAGAUUGAUCUUCCCAGUACAUCUCGACAGACACUUGACACUGUUAGGAUGAUGGGACAGGAAAUGUAUUAUCAUUAUAAUAAAGGUCGGCCUGGAUACUCGGUACAGAAUCCUCAGGUAUAUGUUAAACAGGAGAAUAAUCAAGAAAGCGAAUUGCAGCAUAAGAGAUUUAUCGAGAAGGCUGUUUCACAGCCUCAACUAUGUUACGGUGAUCAGAACAAGGAUGGAAAGAAUAACAGCAUGGAGCUGUUGGCAACAGAAAAAUAUGAAAUCACAGUGGAGGAAAGAAUAACCCAAGAGUUUGUGUCUGAUAAAAAUCAGGAAGAAAAUCAUCAGAGAUUGAAUCAAGACUUUAGACCAGACACAAGUCUUGAUAAUCGUAAAGAUGAGAUGAUGUACUUGGAUAGUAACAACAAAGAGUUGCAUGUCCAGAAACUAUCAGAUCAAGAACAUAUGGAUUCGUUGGAAAAAAAAGAUUUAAAAGCUCCAAGUAGUGGGAGGAUAAUUGAAGAUGAAAAAAAGGAUGAGAGGUCUAAAGAAAUGAUAUCAGAUUCUGCUGAUGUUAAUAAUAAGAAGACCAAUGUAGGCCAGGUGCACGAAAUUACUAAGAAAAUGGAAGAAAUAAAUUAUCAACAAACGCGAGAUUGUAAAGAAAUCAAGAGAGAGGAUCUGGAACAUAGAAUGGCGAGAAUGAAAAUUCAAAAUCAAGGUUCAGGUUCAGAUUAUGAUAAACCAGGUCAAAGCUCCAGUAAUGUAGAUUCUGGUAGAGGCUCCGCGGUAUAUUCCAGUGGUAGAAGACCGCCUUUAGUAGAUCAAAAUCAUCAGCAAGCUCGAGAUACUGAAUGGGUAGAUAUCGUCGAGUCUGAGCUAAGAAGUAUUUUGGAACCCUCAAGAGAUAUUUCAGCAAUGGCUCAUUCCACUCUUUCGGAAAGUGUGUCAUCAGUGACACCACCAUUACCACCCCUUUCACCACAUGGAAGUCCAAGAACUCCUAGAAAUCGAUACUCAUCCAGUUUACCAUAUGGAGCAAAACCUACUUACAAUGAAUAUGGCAAAAGCAAUGACAAGAGAAACUUCCAAAGUAGCAUCAAACAUCGAGCCACAUCUUCAACAAUGAAGAAAGACUCUCAGUCUAAAAAAUUCUCUCAUCUUUUUGGUGUUGAAGCAGCGGACCUAACUUCAACGACAACUGGAUUAGAUUUAGAUUCGAUGUUAGACAGAAGUGAUUCUGAUUUAAGCACAAACGGGAAUGAUGCAAGAACAAUAAGAAAACAGCUUGAAGGAUUGGAGAAUAUGUAUAGUGAAGUUUUAAAAUUACUGGGCGGAAGUGUUAAGAAACGAAGGAAGACUCGAGGACUAACAAGUUAUGGUUCAGUAUCUUCCCUUCCUACUUCGUCAGUUUCCUCCAGACCAAUUGCAAGGCAUCAUGACAAAAGGAGAUCUCAUGCUAUUGAUGAAAGAAUAAAGAAAGCAAAAGACGUCAAGAGUAUCAAUAAACGUUUCCAACGACUUGAAUCGCACGUUGUUACUUUAGCCCGGUCUGUAGCUCAUCUCUCCUCAGAAAUGAGAACUCAACAUUUGAUGAUACAAGAAAUGGAAAAUAUUAGAGGUGAAAUUUCUGCUUUAAGAACGCAAACCAACAUGGUAAUGGUAAGAUCACAGUCACAGCCAUUGAUAAAAGACGCUGAGUUGCCUGCACUCUCCAAUCCAUCAAGAGUAAAAAAACUCACGAAAUUUUUUGGCACUGAGCCACCUCUCAUCCGGUUAUUUCUUCGAGAACUCGGCUAUGAGAAAUAUGCUGCGGCGUUCGAGAAGGAAAAAGUUGGAAUGGUAGAAUUACCUUACUUAAGUGAAGAAAGGCUACAGAAAAUGGGAAUACCUUUAGGACCCAGACUGAGGAUUCUUCAAGAAGCUCGAAUAUCCGUUUGCAAGGAUCCAAUUUAUGUAGUAUAAUAUUAUUAAAAAUCAUUUUUUAUCAGAAAAAAAUUAAUACUUAUAGUCGUAAUAAUAAUAAUAAUUAUAAAAAAAAAAUUAUAAUAAUAAGUCUAGUAGAAAUUUAAUUGAAACAACAAUAAGAGUCUAACAAGACAAACUUCAAGAUCUAGAUUAAAAUAGUUAUGUUACCAGUUGGUACAAAGCUUGUUGAGAAAAUUAAUAUUGCUCAGGAUUAAUAAUGAUAAAUUUAUAAAAUAAAAUCACUGAAACUGAAUGGCAAUUUAAUUUCUAUUAAAAAUCAUUUAAAAGUUGUAUUGAGUACUUAUGAAAUUAUAACAAUUCCCUUGCAUAGAGUAUGUUGGAAGAGCAAUUUUCAGUUAAUUGAGUGGUCAUGGUACUCUACCAGCGUUUUAAUUAAAUCAAAAAAUAUUACGAAAAUUUCUACUAGAAUAAUAUGACAAUCCAUUAAAUAAUAAAGAUUGCUAUCGAGUUAAUGAACAAUUUCAUAUCGUACACCAAAUCAUUCAAAAUUAUUCAGUAUUAAUUGACAAUUAAUCAAAGUGUACAUUAUAUUAAUAAGAAUUUUAUUCUAAUAUCGAUUAUUCAAGUACAAAUAUCUAUAUUUAUACGAAAUAAAUAUGAUAGGAAAUGCGAUGAGAACGUUUGUCAAUCACGAAUGUUGAUGCUGAUGGAUAAAAAAAAAAACAUUUAAAAUAAUAAUACAUAUACGUAUCGCCUGCCAAAGAGUUACCGAACAACUUGUUUUUGUAUUAUAAUAUACAAAUGUGUAUUUCAUUCUACUUUAUGUAAUAUUUAAAAUAGAGGCAAAAACAAUGUGGAGUAAUUGAAUCUUUUUUUUUUU
Molecule: messenger RNA, 4284 nt
Organism: Chelonus insularis
Lineage: Eukaryota; Metazoa; Arthropoda; Insecta; Hymenoptera; Braconidae
Product: myb-like protein P
Exons: 10
Coding region: 33-3440 (1135 amino acids)
Molecular function (GO): protein binding
Source: RefSeq, a predicted model, not a curated record